AUGAAAAGAGAGCUCUUUGCAUGCUCAGCUCUUAGUGCAGACAGCCCGGAAGGCACAUCAGAGGGCUGCAGCUCCCAUGGCCAGAACUCAGCACUCUCUCCUGGGAUCAUGGCUGUCUGUGGGGAUAUUGUUGGGUCUCCUGUUGUCGGCUGCAUUGGCCCUGGAGCCCAUCAGCACAGCUUUCUCCAUUGCCACCGCACUGACCGGGUACCUGUCCUCCCCACCCUUCCUUUGCAGCCAUCUGAUGGAGUGCUGUGAGGAGAAUGCCUAUGACAGUACAGCUUUCCAGGAAAACUUGGAAAAAAACCUGUUUGGGCAGCACCUGGCCCGUGACAUCAUCUUCCGAGCAAUCACAGGGUUUAUGAACACUGAAAACCCCAAAAAGCCCCUGGCUCUAUCCCUGCAUGGCUGGACCGGAAUCGGCAAGACCUUCACCAGCAAACUCAUCGCAGAGAACAUUCAUAAGAAGGGGAUGAAGAGCAAAUAUGUCCAUCAUUUUAUAUCAACUAAGCAUUUCCCACACGGCAAAUUAAUUGAUCUGUACAAGGAUCAAAUACAGUUGUGGAUUAGUGGAAAUGUUACCAGCUGUUCUCGAUCCAUAUUUAUAUUUGAUGAGAUGGACAAGUUGCAACAAGGACUCAUUGACACAAUCAAGCCAUUCCUGGACUAUUAUGAGCAGAUCGAUGGCGUGUCCUACCGUAAAGCUAUCUUCAUUUUUCUCAGCAAUGCAGGGGGCGAAGUGAUCAACAGAGUGUUGCUGGGAUCCGGAAAGAGGAGAGAAGAUCUAGAGCUACAUGAUCUGGAGUCUGCGCUUUCUGUUGAAUUAUUCAACAACAAAAAUAGUGGCUUUUGGCACAGCAGCCUGAUUGACAAGAAUUUGAUAGACUUCUAUGUCCCUUUUCUACCGCUGGAGUUCAAACACGUAAAGGAGUGCGUCAUGGCGGAGCUAAGACAUCGCAAGUUAAUGCCUGAUGAACAGCUGGCAUUCCGUGUGGCCAGUGAGAUGACUUAUUUCCCCAAGGAUACUCGAAUGUUCUCUGAUAGAGGCUGUAAAACGGUCACAGCAAAACUGAACCUUUAUCUCUAGUCACUGCGGUCUGGUUUAGCCAGCUGAUGGUCAGCGAAGGGACGAUUUUCUUCGCUUUAUCUUUGUGUACAGGAUUUGGGUAUUUAAUGAAUGUUUGCAAAUGUAAUGAUUCUUCUCAGGUACUCGCCAGCACUGCCUCCACUGGUAUUAAUAUGGAGGUAAACGUAUUCCUUAAUUCCCCUCACAGUUCCCUUCUUUCUAGGUAAACUUACAAAUUUUAAAGCUGCAUAUUCAUGUGUUUGCAUAAACCUAAUCGUGACUGGUUCUCCUAUAAUGUUGACAUUUUGCAGAUCUAAAUAAAUGAAAAUGUAUGGGCAAUGCAAAUAUAUCGAACCAUUAUGUGUCACCACAAAUUGAAAAAAUGUGUCUGACGUAAUCUUUGACGAAACUAAUAGGGUAGAGAUGGGACACAUGCCACUAUGAGUUGUUUAUAUGAUGUGAAGUGCCUGGUUGUCAUCUAUUGUAAGCGCAUUUACUACUUAAAAUUGGUGUUUUAAUUGGGAUUA
This is a messenger RNA of Rana temporaria (common frog), 1593 nucleotides long. RefSeq names its product torsin-1A-like. Lineage: Eukaryota; Metazoa; Chordata; Amphibia; Anura; Ranidae. Gene Ontology annotation, biological process: protein localization to nucleus; nuclear membrane organization. The record is from RefSeq and is a predicted model, not a curated record. Gene Ontology annotation, molecular function: kinesin binding; ATP hydrolysis activity; ATP binding. The coding region runs from base 77 to 1087 and encodes 336 amino acids. The transcript is spliced from 5 exons. Gene Ontology annotation, cellular component: endoplasmic reticulum; nuclear envelope; endoplasmic reticulum lumen.